AGAAGGUGAAGGAACACAACAAACAGAUCAACGACAUCCAGACCUCUUGUUGAUCUGACCAUGGUCAUCACAGCCUCUAAAGACUGCUCCUCUAAGCUAUUUGACUCUACAACUCUAGAUCACAUCAAGUCCUUCAAGACCGAGAGACCCGUCAACUCUGCUGCCAUCUCCCCCAUCAUGGACCACGUGGUGAUGGGAGGAGGUCAAGAGGCCAUGGAGGUCACCACCACCUCCACCAGGAUCGGCAAGUUCGAGGCCAGGUUCUUCCACGCAGCUUACGAAGAGGAGUUUGGCAGGGUCAAGGGUCACUUCGGACCCAUCAACUGCGUGGCGUUCCACCCGGACGGCAAGAG
This is a messenger RNA of Salvelinus sp. IW2-2015, 353 nucleotides long. The record is from RefSeq and is a predicted model, not a curated record. Lineage: Eukaryota; Metazoa; Chordata; Actinopteri; Salmoniformes; Salmonidae.